AUGCUCACAAAAUAUAAAAUUGUGUUCCUUGGGGACCAAGGUGUGGGAAAAACGUCUCUUAUCACGAGAUUUAUGUAUGAUACAUUUGAUUCACAUUAUGCUGCCACAAUUGGAAUAGAUUUCCUUUCGAAAACGAUGUAUCUAGAUGAUAAGACUAUUCGACUUCAACUUUGGGAUACGGCGGGACAAGAGCGAUUUAGAUCCCUUAUUCCCUCAUAUAUAAGAGAUUCAAAUGUGGCCAUUGUGGUCUAUGAUAUCACGAAUCGUGAUUCAUUUAACGAUGUUCAAAAAUGGCUAGAUUAUAUUCGGGAAGAACGUGGAAAGGAUGUGCUCAUCAUUCUGGUGGGCAAUAAAUCGGACUUGAAGGAUAAGGUGGUAACCUCGGAUGAAGCUGAGGAACUUUCGAAAAAGUUAGGAUGUAAUCUCUUCAUCGAAACUAGUAGUAAGAAUGGUUACAAUGUGAAGAAACUGUUCAAGAAGGUCGCAAAAAUGCUUCCAGAGCUGAAGAACGAGCCUACAGAGCAAGAAACAAAUGGAAACAAUGUGCAAACUAUAGAUAUUAGUACGGAUAAGCCAGAGGAAAAUGCUAGUUCCUGUCAAUGUUAA
Molecule: messenger RNA, 606 nt
Organism: Brettanomyces bruxellensis
Lineage: Eukaryota; Fungi; Ascomycota; Pichiomycetes; Pichiales; Pichiaceae
Gene: YPT6
Product: Rab GTPase ypt6
Exons: 1
Coding region: 1-606 (201 amino acids)
Molecular function (GO): GTPase activity; GTP binding
Source: RefSeq, a predicted model, not a curated record